Messenger RNA from Triplophysa rosa, 1416 nucleotides. RefSeq names its product gamma-aminobutyric acid receptor subunit rho-3. Bases 1 to 1416 code for a protein of 471 amino acids. The transcript has 9 exons. The record is from RefSeq and is a predicted model, not a curated record. Gene Ontology annotation, cellular component: GABA-A receptor complex; membrane; synapse. Gene Ontology annotation, biological process: monoatomic ion transmembrane transport; signal transduction; regulation of membrane potential. Lineage: Eukaryota; Metazoa; Chordata; Actinopteri; Cypriniformes; Nemacheilidae. Gene Ontology annotation, molecular function: GABA-A receptor activity; extracellular ligand-gated monoatomic ion channel activity; neurotransmitter receptor activity.
AUGAAGCUGGUCUUGUUGGUCUUCAGGGUGCUGUGUCUCGCGUGCCUGUGGCCAGUCACCCUGCUCGACAACCGGUAUCCUGACCGCAAGAAAAACAAGGAUGUUUACCUGGGCGAGCAUGCCAAACACAAAUUUAAAGGGCGAAUAGACUACAAACUAAAGAGGAAGGACAGCACAAAGUCUCUUCUGAUCAAAACAGAACAGCUGCUGAGGAUCGAAGAUCACGACUUUGCCAUGAGGCCUGGAUUUGGAGGGUCUGCCAUCCCUGUGGGCAUUGAUGUGCAGGUGGAAAGCAUAGACAGCAUCUCUGAAGUAGACAUGGACUUCACCAUGACGCUGUACCUGCGGCAUUACUGGAAGGACGAACGGCUGGCUUUCCCCUCCACUAACAAUCUGAGCCGCACAUUUGAUGGGCGCCUGGUGAAGAAGAUCUGGAAGCCGGAUGUGUUCUUCGUCCACUCCAAGCGUUCCUUCAUCCACGACACUACCAUGGAGAACAUCAUGCUAAGGGUUUAUCCAGAUGGAAACAUCCUCUACAGCGUCAGGAUCACAGUUACGUCUCUUUGUUCGAUGGAUUUUAGUAGAUUCCCGUUGGAUACUCAGAACUGUUCCCUGGAGCUGGAGAGCUAUGCAUAUAAUGAGAAUGACCUCAUGUUGUACUGGAAAAACGGCAAUGACUCUUUAAGAACAGAUGAGAUUGCUCUCUCUCAAUUCUUUAUUGAAGAAUUUCAUCCGUCUCAUGGUCUGGCAUUGUACAGCAGUACAGGCUGGUACAACAGACUAUACAUCAACUUCAUCCUGAGACGACACAUAUUCUUCUUUAUGCUUCAAACGUACUUUCCCACAAUGCUGAUGGUGGUGCUCUCUUGGGUGUCUUUUUGGAUCGACAGGCGGGCGGUGCCAGCCCGUGUCUCAUUUGGCAUCACUACGGUGUUGACAAUGUCCACCAUUAUAACCGGAGUGUCAGCAUCCAUGCCUCAGGUGUCAUAUGUGAAAGCCGUGGACAUCUAUUUGUGGACCAGCUUCCUGUUUGUGUUUCUUUCGGUCAUCGAGUACGCUGCUGUCAACUACUUCACCACCAAGGUGGAGAUGAAGAAACUUAAGCAGUUAAAGCUGUCAGAAUUCGAUGCCUCUCAGGCCAUGGCGUUUGACGGCUGUUUCCACGACACAGACAUAGAGCUCAGCACGUUCCCUCCAAUGUCCUAUCUGAACUCUGACCCGUGCAUGACAUCCCUGAACUCUGCCGUACCAGACCUACCUCGCAUCAUGGGCACACGCCUCCGUCGCCGAAGGUCCAUUCGCCAAAGUGUCAACCAUAUCAUGAGCAACAGUUACAAGAUAGACUCCUAUUCUAGAAUAUUCUUUCCUGUGGCAUACAUAUUCUUUAAUUUCAUCUACUGGAGCAUCUACUCUUGA